Molecule: messenger RNA, 423 nt
Organism: Cooperia oncophora
Lineage: Eukaryota; Metazoa; Nematoda; Chromadorea; Rhabditida; Trichostrongylidae
Source: the annotation of a GenBank genome assembly
AUGAUUCUCUAUGUUCCAUUCAAUUACUGCUUUUCGCUGAUUAUCAAGUCAUAUCAGACCAGACAAAUGCAAAUGAAGGACAGUCGCGUCAAGUUUACAAAAGAGGUCCUCCACGGUAUUACUGUCGUGAAAAUGUAUGCGUGGGAGGAGGCGUUCGAGAAGGAAAUUCGCCGCUUACGAAAUGAUGAGGUGCAAAUGUUGAAGAAGGCUACACUUCUCACAAGAGUGCUACAGGCAGUGAACGCGGCUGCUCCUUUUCUGGUGGCAAUCGCGUGUUUUACGUGGUUUGUUCUUUCAUCUUCGAGCAAUAUCCUCAAUCCUUCGGUUGCCUUCGUGGCAUUAACGAUAUUCAACAAACUUCGCCGUCCUAUGGCUCUCGUGGCACCUGCUGUUCAGUUUAUUUCUAAGGUUCGAUCAUUCUGA